AUGAUGGACAAAGAUUUACCAGAAGUCAUUUCAUCCAUGAGAGAAAUGGGUGAAAAGGGAAAGGAGAACAUUUUGGUUCAUAAUGCAUGUGAAAUUACUUUACGAAGUAGCAUCGCUCAAGACUGAUACUCUCACUUACAUAAUGGGAGGAGGGGGUGGUUUUAUCUUUGACCAUAUCUGGAUGCUCGGCGGAGAGGAGAUUUCAGAUAUUAACCAGCAUGCAGAAAGCUUACUAGUAAAAAUUACAAGUGGAUCAUUGGCAACAAAAAAGGGUGUGAGUUUUUUAGAACUUAAGUUUCAUCUUCUCCUUAGCUAUGUUAUCGAUCUCACUUACUACUUGUUAACAAAAACUGAUGGGAACUCAUGGCAGGGAGAUCCAGCUGUGGACAGAUUAGUUGAAGCACGUACAGUUUUGGAGAAACUGAGACCAAUUGAUCAGAAAAUGAAAUAUCAGAUUGAUAAAAUGAUCAAGACUGCUACAACUGGAGCAGUCUCAGGUGCUGAAAUUGAUCCUUUGAGAUUUAAGCCAAAUCCAGACAACAUGGUUUCAAAGCUUGACAAUGAGGAUUCACAGAGUAGUGACGAGGAAGGUGCCCCUAAAAAAUCCAAAGUUUAUGUUCCUCCAAAAGUAGCAGCUGUUCCUUAUGAUGAUAAAGAUGAUAAGAAGACUCGGAAAGAGAAAGAUGAAGAAAGAUCAAGGAAAAGGGUUUUGACUAGCUCUGUUUUACACGAUCUGAGAGACGAAUACAGUGAUGCACCACAAGAAAUUCGGGAUGAAACUGUUUCGCGUUGGAGAAAACAAAAAGAGAAGGACGAAGAAGAGGAGCGAACGAGAUAUGAAGAGGAGAAUCUACUUCGCCUGCCAGCCAAGAAGAAGAAAAAGAUAUCAGAGCGUGCCCAGUCAGGCAUGGACGAGCUGACCUCAUUCGCUGAUUUGCCUGUAUUAAAUGACGAUGAAACGAGUGGUGAUUACUCAACCAGGUCCAGUUCGCGCAGUAAAACAUCAAAAUCUAAGUGGAAGAAAAAACGUGGAGCUACGAAGAAGGGAAGGAAAGGGUUCGCUGGAAGACGCCGAAGAUGAAACAAGAAAUCAACGAGGCGAAUUGAAUGAUUAAAAAGUGAAACGUUUUCGCGGUCUUUAUUUUUUGUGUUUGUUUCUACAUUGUUUUCACUCACUUUUUUGGCAGACUUCACAUUCAAUCGCAGCACUUAAAAGAUACUCGCCAUAAUGGAGUUUAGCCAAAAUCAGCU
This is a messenger RNA of Pocillopora verrucosa, 1251 nucleotides long. NCBI's taxonomy places the organism in Eukaryota, Metazoa, Cnidaria, Anthozoa, Scleractinia, Pocilloporidae. The record is from RefSeq and is a predicted model, not a curated record.